Ustilaginoidea virens is the source of this 1824-nucleotide messenger RNA. RefSeq lists its product as uncharacterized. The record is from RefSeq and is a predicted model, not a curated record. NCBI's taxonomy places the organism in Eukaryota, Fungi, Ascomycota, Sordariomycetes, Hypocreales, Clavicipitaceae. The transcript has a single exon. Gene Ontology annotation, cellular component: cytosolic [4Fe-4S] assembly targeting complex. Gene Ontology annotation, biological process: iron-sulfur cluster assembly. Gene Ontology annotation, molecular function: 4 iron, 4 sulfur cluster binding. Bases 1 to 1824 code for a protein of 607 amino acids.
AUGAGCGCAAUCCUGUCGGUCGACGACCUCAACGACUUUAUUUCCCCGGGCGUGGCGUGCAUCAAGCCCGUCGAGACGCUGCCCGCCGCGUCCGCGUCCGCGUCCGCGUCUGCGGCUGCGGCUGCGACAGAGGUCGUUCUCGACGGGCAGGCGGCGUCUGCCGGCGAGGCGGCGCAGAUAUCCCUGACGGACUGUCUCGCGUGCUCCGGGUGCGUGACGUCGGCAGAGGCGGUCCUGGUGGGGUUGCAGAGCCACGCCGAGGUGCUGUCGACGCUGGACCGGGCGCCGGGGCUGCGCGUCGCCGGCCCGGACGGGGACGGCAGGUACGGCGUCGCGGGGCUGGAGGACCAGGACGCCAGGCUGUUUGUCGCGAGCGUCAGCCCGCAGACGAGGGCGAGCCUCGCGGCCGCCUGCGGGGGGGGCGUGUCGGAGGCCCGCGCGGGACGGCUGCUCGAGAGCUUGCUGCGAGGGCCCGGCGGGCUGGCCGCCGGCGGGAGGUGGAACAACGGCUUCACGUGGGUCCUCGACACCAACGUGGCCAGAGACGUGGCCCUCGUCUUGGGUGCCGACGAGGUUCUGCAAGCAACGUCAUCGUCGUCGUCGUCGCGCGAGUCUGCGGCGGCGCCGCCCGCGCAGCCGGUCCUGUCGUCUGCGUGCCCCGGCUGGGUUUGCUACGCCGAAAAGACGCAUCCCCACGUGCUGCCUCACCUGUCCAGGGUCAAGUCUCCGCAGGCCCUCAUGGGCACGAUGCUCAAGACGACCCUCAGCCGCAUCCUCGACGUGCCCCCCGCCCGGAUAUGGCACCUGGCCGUCAUGCCCUGCUUCGACAAGAAACUCGAGGCCAGUCGCCAGGAGCUCACCGACGAGGCUUGGGCACCACCGUCGGCGCUUCCUGGCCGAGGCGUCCGCGACGUCGACUGCGUCAUCACCAGCAAGGAGAUUCUCAUGCUCGCCGAAUCAAGAGGCCUCGACUUCUUCGACAUGGGCCGAGACGCCGACCUCCUACCAAGCCCGCCGCCGCCGUUUCCCGACGACCGACUGCACGCCUUCCUGUUUCCCGAUCGAGCGACCACCACCUCCGCCACCACCACCACCACCACCACGAGGCGCGUCCCGCGCUCGGCCGGCUCUUCCGGCGGCUUGCUCUACCACAUCCUGCAGCGCCAGGCGGCUCGGCUGCCCGGGGCCGAGAUCCAGACCACCCGCGGGCGCAACGCCGACGUGGUCGAGUUCGUGGUUGCCGUCGGCAGCGAGCCCGUGUUCAAGGCCGCGCGCUACUACGGCUUCCGGAACAUCCAAAACCUCGUCCGCAAGCUGAAGCCGGCUCGCCAACCCCGCAUGCCCGGCGGCAAACCGUUCGGCAGCGCUCGGCGACCCGCCGGCAAAUCUGCGCCUCUCGAGUACGGCUACGUCGAGGUCAUGGCCUGCCCCGGCGGCUGCACCAACGGGGGCGGUCAGAUCAAGGUCGACGACCCGGUGAUGAUGCAGCGUCGGAGGCAGUUUGCGGCGAGGCCCGGUCCCCAGGAGCAGAGGGAGUGGCUGGCCGAGGUUGAUGAGGCGUACUUUUCGGGCCAGGAGCUGGAUGGUGGUGCGGCGGGGGACAACGGCGCGGCGUGGGCGGGCGAAGCGGACGGCAGGGACGCAGUAGGUGGCAUUUCUCGCCAGUACAUACACGACAUCCUGGCGUAUUGGAGCUCAAUCACGGGCAUCAGCAUAGAUAGACUUGCAUUCACGGCGUAUCGCGAGGUCGUAAGCGACGUCGGAAAGGGCGCCGGGGCCGACAAGGUGGUGCAGCUGGCUGGGAAAGCGGGAGGCGGAUGGUAG